Molecule: messenger RNA, 834 nt
Organism: Aureobasidium musti
Lineage: Eukaryota; Fungi; Ascomycota; Dothideomycetes; Dothideales; Saccotheciaceae
Source: the annotation of a GenBank genome assembly
ACUGGAGAGGAAGUGGCCCGAGCAAUCUCAUGGCUGCUUGGAUGGUCAUACUUCACCUCAUGGUCGCUAUCUUUUUACCCACAACCGCUUCGCUGCUGGAAACUCCGCUCCACACGUGGUAUAACGGUUGACUUUCCUCUCUUGAACAUUCUUGGCUUCACAAGCUAUUUCAUCUCAACUACAGCAUUUAUUCUCGCGCCCAGAAUCCGCCAGCAGUAUGCCCUUCGACAUCCUUUCGCUCCUGAGCCCACAGUACGAUACAAUGACCUGAUCUUCGCUUUGCAUGGCACUAUCGUCUGCUUUGUUUUCUAUAGUCAGUUCUACCCAAGGUUGUGGAACUUCGAAGUGAUCAAAGGACAACGAGCCAGUUCCAUAGCUCUUGGUAUCUUUUAUGGUAGCAUUGUGGGAGUGGCUAUUACUACCAUACUUGUAUUCUCAUUCAAAGGCAGAAGAGACACUCCCGACUCAUGGGCAGAAAUUGAUAUCUACGCUCCGCAAGCAUGGUAUGUAGCACAUGACCGCGAAGGCUCUUCAGAUCUAACCUUAUCCUACAGGUACAACUAUAAGAUCAAGUCGACAGCAGGUUGGGCUAUCGACAUGAUCUGGCUUGACUUUUUCGGCGGCAUUAUGUCUCUUCUCCAGUUGAUUAUCGACAGCGCACUGGAGGCAGACUGGAGUGGAAUUACUGGCAAUCCAGCAAAGUUAUUCCUUGCUGUAUUCAGUCUUUGCUUUGACACGGUCUUUNUCGUACAGCAUUACAUUCUAUAUAGGGGCAAGGCGUUGCCUGUAGAGGAUGAGGAAGAAGAAGAGGAUGAAACGAGACCUCUUCUCGCA